This is a messenger RNA of Malus domestica (apple), 2015 nucleotides long. RefSeq names its product receptor-like cytoplasmic kinase 176. Gene Ontology annotation, biological process: protein phosphorylation. Gene Ontology annotation, molecular function: ATP binding; protein kinase activity. NCBI's taxonomy places the organism in Eukaryota, Viridiplantae, Streptophyta, Magnoliopsida, Rosales, Rosaceae. The record is from RefSeq and is a predicted model, not a curated record.
GAGACUCAAAAGCAAGUCAACCGCGUAUAGCUCUGUGCUUCACGAAAGUCUAAAAAGGCUACCAAGAAGCUCCAAUGGCAAGAAACCUUCACAGCGACUUUUCCAUUCUUUUCUUUCUCCUUGCUUUUUGUUAGCUUCUCAUCCAAAAAAACAAAACCCAAAAAAGUAAAAGGAAACCAACCCGAAAGCACCAAUCGUCGUCUUUGCCAUCAGCUACUGCUAGCUAGGAUCUCUGAAAAGUAAAAAGUUGCAAUCUUUUUCGUGUCUGAAUUGCGGACUUCGCAGUUGGGUUCUUAGUCUUUAUGUUCCUCUGCGGAAAGAGUGAAAAAUCUUGCUGGCAGAUUGAACCCAGAAAACAAAAUCUCAGUCUGCAGUUGGGUUCUUGUCUGUUGAAUUUGAAGACCUUGGUGAGAUACAGAGAUUUUGGGAAACUUUUUUUUUGAUGGGGGCUUGCUGGAGCAACAAAAUCAAGGCUGAAAGUCCUUUGAAUACAGGAUUCAAUUCGAAACAAGGGAGUGGUUCAAGUGGCAGGAACUCAUCGACUUCCAUGCCGGUGACUCCUCGGAGCGAGGGCGAGAUCUUACAGUCUACUACUCUGAAGAGUAUCAGCUUCAGUGAGCUUAAAACCGCCACCAGAAACUUCCGUCCUGACAGUGUGCUGGGAGAUGGGGGUUUUGGUUCCGUUUUCAAAGGUUGGAUUGACGAAAGUUCGCUUAUAGCAUCCAAGGCCGGGACUGGCAUGGUGAUCGCCGUGAAGAAACUCAACCAAGAUGGGUUCCAGGGUCACAAGGAAUGGCUGGCAGAAAUCAACUAUCUAGGAGAGCUGCAUCAUCCUAAUCUUGUGAAACUUAUUGGAUAUUGCUUAGAGGAUGAUCACCGGCUCUUAGUUUAUGAGUUCAUGCCUAAGGGCAGCAUGGAAAACCAUCUAUUCAGGAGAAGUUCUCACUUUCAUCCACUUUCUUGGAGCUUCCGAAUGAAAAUUGCCCUCGGUGCUGCAAAGGGACUUGCCUUUCUCCACAAUGCUGAAACACAAAUUAUACACCGUGACUUCAAGUCAGCUAAUAUUUUGCUCGACGCGAACUACAACGCAAAGCUGUCUGAUUUUGGGUUAGCCAGGGAUGGGCCAACUGGUGACAAGAGCCACGUCUCUACUAGGGUCAUUGGAACCCAGGGAUAUGCUGCUCCGGAGUAUUUAGCCACAGGUCAUCUUACUACCAAGAGUGACAUAUACAGUUUCGGAGUUGUUCUUCUAGAAAUGUUAUCUGGACAACGAGCUAUAGAUAAGAACAGGCCAACUGGAGAACACAAUCUGGUGGAAUGGGCAAAACCAUACCUGAGAAACCAACGCCGAGUUUUUCGUGUCAUUGAUUCUCGCCUUGAAGGCCAGUACUCAGUCAGUUGUGCCCAAAAGGCUGCUGCCCUUGCGCUUCAAUGUCUUGCUGUAGAUCCCAAGGACAGACCUGACAUGAAUGAAGUAGUAACAGUACUGGAUGAGCUUCAGGACGUCCCCAAGGGUACUCAGAAAGAGCAUAAUGCAACUAGUCCCAAGUCCAGCAAAAGGAGUGUUGACGAUGCUGCCAACGUGACUGCUUAUCCCCGGCCUUCUAGAGACCCACUUUUUGCUUGAAGAAAGAGCUUUCGUGCCGCCCGAGAUAUAGUGAAAGGUGCGAAGUGAAGUCUUGAUAGAUAAAAUUUGUACAUAGCCGAGAAUUGUUCAAAGUAGUGUGUAGUGAUUGUGUAUAAUGUCUUCGAGCCUACUGCCUUUGAGUAUUUUUUGGUUAUUUACGCGCAGAAUCACUGAACUUGCGGAGUUGUUUUCGGGUUACUGAAAUUUAAAAAAUGCAAAAGUGCAACGUGUGUAUGAGAAGUGCGAUUCGGCUCAUUGAGUGAUUUUCGUUCCUCUCGGAAUUAUGGGACCUUGAUAACGGCCUCCAUUAGUGUAUGGAUAGUCUGUUUUGCCUCAUAGUUGUGUCUCAUAUUCAAAUAUAAGAUGUAAAUCGUAAGUUUCCGAUGCA